This is a messenger RNA of Bombus pyrosoma, 5862 nucleotides long. RefSeq names its product GTPase-activating protein skywalker (gene sky). NCBI's taxonomy places the organism in Eukaryota, Metazoa, Arthropoda, Insecta, Hymenoptera, Apidae. Bases 605 to 2404 code for a protein of 599 amino acids. The transcript is spliced from 12 exons. The record is from RefSeq and is a predicted model, not a curated record.
CGCUUGCUUUAGGAGGGCACCACUAAAACAGUUAGAGAACUAAAAAUCGCGAUCUCGCAGUUGGUCUUGAAAGAAUGCAAUACGCGGACGUGUUAUGAUCGUACGUAUGAGGUCGAAUUGUUCUGUACGUGAGUGAAUAGAGUGCCUCAACCCUGAUCUCCGCGCCCUUCUGAAUCGUUGACAGUAGUCAUCGUGAUUUUCUGCGAACGAUUCUAUCGAUGACGUACUGUGGACCAGUCUACGAGAACACAAAAGUGUUGCAUGCUGCGUGUUAGGGCAAGAAACAAGGGCCUAUACUAUCGCGUUUUAACCAUUGAGGUGGGCUGCACCGACGAGGCUGUGGACGUUCCUAGAUUGGCGAUCACUACACCGGAGCACACGUCUGUUUACCUCGGUUGCCCGGGCAGAACUGACAACAGAAAUACACGAGAAUCCGUGCAGAGAAACCCAAUAGAGAUGUGUCAUUGAGCCUGAUCGAGCAACAACAGGCUGCAUAGUUUAAUUCUCUAAAUGAAAAUUGAAACAUCCCAGGAUAUGACGUAAAUAUUAAUAUAAAGAGUAACGGAGAACGGCACCAUGAAGAAGAAUCUCACGCCGUAGUGCGAUGUUAGUCACACAGACACCCUCCUCGACGGACAAUCUACCGAAUAUGCUGCCGGUACUCGAGGAGGAGGCGGAUGUCGAUGUCGACGACGCAUUCCCGCCGCACGUCGACACGACGAACAUCGUCAUACAGCCAGAGUCGCCCACCAGCAAGAAGCAAACGCUGAAGACCUUCAACGAGGUCAAUGCGCUUCUCCAGGCCGGCAGAAAGAGGGAGGCUAAGAUGAUCAUAAGGGAAAACGCGUGGCCAUUGAACAACGGGAUCAGAGCGCAAUUGUGGCCAGCCCUUUGCAACCAACACGCACAUGGAAAGAACAUGCUCGAUGGAUUCUAUUGGGACAUGGUCAAUCAAGUAUUUGGAACUACAGAGCUACCGGAAAAAUCAAUCAUGCUACCCCCGUUCGUGGACAGCACUCAUUGCCUGUCGUACCACCUGACGAGAAAAGGCAGGAGCGUUGCGGACAGGAUUGUGUCUGUGCUGGGAUACGCUUGUCCUGAUAUCACCUACAGUCCUUCUCUUUAUCCCAUAACGGCUCUUCUACUUCACUUUAUGCCAGAGGAGGAGUGUUAUCAUUGUAUGGCCAGCUUGGUCGCCGCUAAAGACAAGAUGUUCAUUACGCAAACGAAACUCCUCUACGAGGUUACUUGGAAAACCGUCGAACAAAUCACUAAAAAGCACGUGAAAUCAGCAGCGGUACAUUUGGCGAGGCACUGUUCUGGAUCGAGAGCAGAAAGAAUUUACAUGGAUUGGAUGUGGUGGAUUUUGCAGCUUCUUCCUUUCCAGCAUUUAGUCAGGGUUAUGGACUGUUUUCUUCACGAAGGCAUCAAGGUCUUCUAUCGUGUAGCAAUGGCUAUAGUUUUAUUAUUCUAUAAGCAUUCAUCGCUGCAAAAUUCUGAAUGGAUGAACGAAAUAUCGAAGAACGGUAUUGAUGCUGCUCUCUCGAAGUUUUGCAGACAAACACCGGUAACGCCAGCUAAAUUUUUACGUACAGCAUUUGGGAUACGUGGACUCAGUUCAGCAUACAUAUCAAGGGUAUUUUUACGCACAGAAAUGGCUCUAAAAAGUAAAAGCGUUAUAUCGGGAUCCAAAUCAUUGGCUAGAUCACGAUCCACAGAUAAUUUGCCGACGAGUCAGUCUCAAGUCAACAUUCAGAUGAUGUCGCACACGCUCACGAUACGAGAAGGUGCACACAGUCCUGGACCGCGUGCUCUGUCAAUGGGGGUUUAUCCCAUACAAAGCAUAUGCUCCCAGAUUCUAGACAUGCCUGAUUUAUUCACGUUAUGGUCCUGGCUACCUAUGCGGAUCACCAUGUAUCAACCAAUCCUAUUGUAUACAACAGAAGAGCAUGGUUGUUCUUUGACAACAUUUUAUGUAAGGGUAGAGCAACAUGAACCAACCCUCUUAAUGAUAAAAACAUGUAACAAUGAAGUAUUUGGUGCCUAUUGCUCCACAAGAUGGUGUGAACGUAACUUGAAAAAUGAUAAAGGACAAAGACAAGCUUAUUUUGGGACAGGUGAAACUUUCUUAUUCAGCUUGUAUCCUGAACGAGCAAAAUACCCUUGGGUGGGUAUGGAUUCUUCGCACAAUGAUUCUAAAGUCCAUCAUUCAGCUGAACUGUUUAUGGCGGCAGAUUCCAAAAUGAUAACAAUUGGAGGAGGUGACGGUCAAGCGAUAUGGAUGGAUGAAAAUAUAAGAUUCGGUAAAACAGAUCGGUGCUCUACAUUCAAUAAUCCACCCCUUUGUGCCAGCGGCGAUUUUGAGAUUAGGGUACUAGAAGUAUAUGGAUUUGCUGGUGCUUGAAAAGAAGACAGGAUUUGGCACUACAACGUAUCAGCUUAUUUGAUUCCCUACUGCCAUUUAGCGACUCUCUUCUAUACAUAUAGUGUCGUAUACAUUAUAUACAAGUAUCUUCGUAUCGUAUAUGUGCAAAAUUAUCGCGCUUUUCUAGUCGCGGUAUUUGUGAUGCAUCUUCAGUCGUUUGCGGAAUACUAGUAUUAUUAUAUGUGCAUGUUUCAUUGUUGAGGCGCUCUAAGAGGUUCUGUACCGAUUGAGAUUACAUAGAUUUAUCUCCUUCGUUUUAUUACGCUUGUUUGUUCGAUUAUUUGUCUCGACGUUUGCAGAAACAAUAAGACGAUUUCUACGUUUAUUGUGUCGCGAAUUCUGUAGCAGGACAUAGUAUGACAUGAAAUGGUUGCUAACGCAUAGAUCAUAGUCUGCGACAUGGUGAACAUCGACAAUAAUCAACGUUAAGUCAUCUUUAGUUAUGUUACAAAUCUUGAUAUCUAACAUGUACAUAUGUAAGAAAUGAUUGAUUAUUUACAUGAAUACUUAAUAUUCAUUGGACCAGAUGCUGUCAAUAUAUAUAUAUAUAUAUAUAUAUAUAUAUACGUACAUAUGCUGCAAAUUAAUUUAACGGAAUCUAUUGUUAAUUUUGCAGUUUAAAAACAAUGCUCGUAUACGUAUGUGUUAAUGCCUUGCAAUGUUUAUUUACUUUAGUAUUGUUACAACUAGCUUUAAUGAAUUGUUGGAUGUAGGAGCGAGACAAACGAAGGGAAGAGUACUGUUUAUAUGUUACAUAUUGUGUCUGUCACGCGUUAAUCGUAUAUGUGUAUAUAUACACUACAUACAUAUAAUAUGUAUGUUAAUCUCAUAUUAAUUUCUUGUAAAUAUUAUAAAUAGUGCCCCUUGCGCAAGUAGACACACACGCAACACAAUUCAUACACAUUCAUAUGUACAUUAACUUUAGUCGAUUCAUUCCACACUGACAUGAACGCGUGACGAUGAAGGAUGGAGUCCCUAGUCGUUUGUAUUAUAUACGCAUUUUCAUUAUUGUCAAAUGAAUCAACUAAAUUUAUUCUAUGUACAUUGACGAAUAUCGAGCCAGCGUUGUAAGAAAGAAAACGAAGAAAUAUAUUAAUGGCAGGGGGCGAAUGGUACUUUGAACAACGAUAAUGCCUUUUAUUUUUUAAAGAUGAUUACGUUUGAAGAAAAGCUAACGAAAAUGUUGGUUAAAUCGCGUGAAGAUUGAGCUGUUUUUUAAAGUGAAAUACGAAAAGCCAUAGUUUUCAUGUAGUAUAUUAAGGAUUUGUAUAUUUUAUAUAGAAUCAUGUCGAUAAUAAGAUAACAAUUAGUACCAGAUAUUGAAACCUAUAUGUACAGAGGAACAGUACGAUGAUUUUUUUUCGAUAUACUUUGUCGAUACACUCUUCGGGCAUUCUGAUGAAACGUACUAGCGUUACUAUCAUUAUUCUUUGUUUCUUUUUGUGAUCAAAUCUGUAUCGAUGUCGUACGAUACAUGAUUAAUUCUUAGAGUACCUGCUUCUUUGUUUAGUUUCUUGUUGUUACUUCUUUUUUCCUUUCUUUCUUUUUUUCUUUUUUUUUUUUUUUUUGAAUGAAAGGGAAAGAUGAAGAGUGAAAUUGAGCGUGCAUGGAAAAACUGAAGGUGUCGAUUUUAGAUUCCUUGGUUGUGAUGUAAAAGUGGCUGGUACCACUUUUGUCCGAGUGACAAUACAUAAUUAUAAUGUUUGUGUAGGAGGAUUAUGUAUCUUUCACCCCCCGUCAUAUUAUCAACUGUAAAAUAACGCAACAAAUAACAUGUGGAAAAUGUGUACGUUAUUCUUGAUAUGGCUACGCGUUAAGGAGGAACAAAAGCACUAGAAAAAAGGAGCCUAAAAAGAAACGUUCCAUACAUCGGCUGAGUCACCUCUUUCAGUUUUACAUUAAUAUAAUCAAUCACGUUAAUUAGUUUUCUUACAUCGACUCUUUAUACAAUCGUGCGAGACGCAAAUGCAAGAAUGACCGAGCAACACAACAAAGAACAAUCAACACAAUUCAAUUCUACAUAUUUGAAUUCACACAACACACAUUUGAAUACUAACACAAUUGAAUUCAAUUCUAAAUAUAACCAGUGUUAUAAUAUCAAAUUUAACUGCUGAAUCGUUUUCUGAAAUUUGUCUAACAUCAACGAGAUAGUUUAUAGUGAAACAAAAUAAUAACGAAUCACGUUCACUUUCCAAUGUUUUGUAAAUCUACGAUGGUACUCCCAUGGUUCACACAAAGUUAGCGAAAGUAAAAGAGUACACUGCUGAUCUCAACGAAAAGAUACACUACGAUAGGAUAGCGUAAAAAAUGUAUGUGUUUUACAUUACCAGAAAUCUUAUUACACUAUCAAAACGGAGUUGGGUUACUCAGUUUAAGCGUAAGAGGUAUCAUAUCGAAAGAUACUCGAGAAUAUUUAGGACGAUUUAUUGUAAUUUUAAAGAUAUAUAGUUACAUUUCUCAGAAAUGUGAAACGUGAAAUUGGGGUUAGGUUGGGGUUCACAAUUGGAAGAAAGAAAUAAAGCAAUCGACAGAAUUUAUGUGUCUUACAAACACAAUGCGAGUAAAAGUGCAUUUUUGUACAACACGUGAGAAUAGUUGAAAAAAGGAGAAUCUGCGUGUAUAGAGUUCCAUACAGUUAAAUUAUUGCAUUAUUAAUUUAUAUUUAUAUAAUUCAUAUACAAUCCAUAUGUUAAUUGUUUAAAUCAAAGUUUGGGUUUCUACGUUACAGAGUCUUUUUCUUAACUAUUCCAAGGUUAUUACCAGGAACGUUAAGGGUUGCAAAUGCUGCUAGUACGAUUAUCUUUUUUUUUUUUUUUGUGAAAUUAUAGUCGCGUGAUAACUGAAUGAGUGAAUAUUUAUUUAUUGUGUAUUCGUGGUCGAGAGAAAGGUAAUAAUAAUGUGCAGACAAUGGAAAGUAUUAUUAUUCAAAUUUUCUAACGUAGCAGAGCAUAACAUUAAUUUACGUUAGUGAGUAAUAUAUAUAUAUGUAUACAUAUAAAUAUAUUACAUAUAUACGUACAUACAUACAUAUAUACAUAUAUUCAUAUAUAAAUAUAAGUAUGCCUAUAAACGAUGAGGAAAGAAAAAUAAACAUAAUUGAAUGGAGUGUUUUCAAGCUUUCCGCAGUGUUGUUAUAUCAUAAAAUAUAUAUAUAUAUAUAUAUAUAUUUUAUAUAUAUAUAUAUAUAUAUAUAAUGUAAGUUAUACCGUUUACGAAAAAGAAAAUUGUUGCCUCUUGAUGCUACUUUAUCAUAUCAUCGUUGUGAAUAGAAUAUUGUUAUACACGAAUUUAUCGUCCCACUUACUGUUCCUCCCAUUUUGAGAAGGAUAUCUUACACACAUACAUGUGACAUUCUUUAUUAUAUAAAUAUACUGCAUGUGACCCAAAAAGAGCCAACAUGUAAAACUAAAGUAUAAAGAAAAAUCUAUUUAAAAGCA